GCCGAGAGAAGAGCGCCACGUCAGAAGCACUUGGCAUCCUCCCUAAGUAUCUCCCUGCGGUGUGUGCGAGUGUGACUGAAGGGGACGAACCAGGGCCACCGGAGGAGGGAAAAAGGGGAGCUGAUUCGGUUGUGGGGCUGGAAGAGAGUGCUGGGGCCAAACGGCAGAGAGUAGGGAAGGGAGAGGAAGGAGGUGAGGAGGAAGUAGAGGAUGGGGGAGAGGAAGGGGCAGAGGAUGGGGGAGAGGAAGGGGCAGAGGAUGGGGGAGAGGAAGGGGGAGAGGAUGGGGGAGAGAAAGGGGGAGAGGAUGGGGUAGAGGAAUCACAAGCGCAAGGGGGAGGUAAUGCAGAUUUGAGCAGAGUGGAAGAGGAGGAGGCUGAUAGAAUAAAAGCUUCCAAGUCUGGGGAGGAUAAGGCCUUGAAAGGUACCAAGGCAGAGCAAGAUGCGAGUGCAGCAGAGGAUGCUCUUAAAGCCGGGCUAGGGGCGGUCAAGCUGGGCAGCAUGGGAAUAACUUUUCUGGCGCUGCCCGAGAAGGAAAAGUGUGUUUCGGGCAGCGAGGUGCCGUGCCCUGUGGAUGUUGUCGGGCAGAUUUUGAUGGACAUCAAUGAGAAAAAGAGGAGCGGCCUCAAUUACCUCAACUCAAACUCACCUCUUGCCUGCCUGCCUUUUCUUGUGCUCUUUCCAUUCCACUCUCUCCCUCUUUCUCUCGUCUUCCCUCCUCCCCACCCCCAUCCCUCCUUCCCUCCCUCCCUCCCUCCCUCCCUCCCUCCCCACCCUCCCCCUCCCACCCUCCCUCCCUCCCUCCCUUCCUCCCUCCCUCCCUCCUUCCCUCCCUCCCUCCCUCCCUCCCUCCCUCCCUCCCUCCCUCCCUCCCUCACUCCCACCCUCCCUCCCUCCCUCCCUUCCUCCCUCCCUCCCUCCCUUGCUCCCACCCUCCCUCCCCCCCUCGCUCCCACCCUCUCUCCCUCCCUCGCUCCCACCCUCCCUCCCUCCUUCCCUCUCUCCUCUCUCACUCCUUUCGCCUCCUCCUUCUCUCACUCCCCUCUUCCCACUGUUCUUGUCCUACUCUUUCGUUUACCUGUCACACUGUCACUCACCCGCCCCCCCACGCACUCCCCAACCCAACCCCUCAUCCCCCCUCCGCUGUUGCUCCAAUCAGGUGGUGCCAACGCAUCUGCCCUGUGCAGGCCACGUGCCCAACCACGAAGCGCCACCUUUUGCUAUGGCGCUCAAGAGGACUCGAGCGCUGCAGGUGGGGGGAGAGAAGCAGCAAGGGACAAGGAAAAGCAUCUCACCAUGCUUGUGCCUUCUCCCCUCCCUUCCCUCUCCAAUUCGCAGUGGCGUUCAAUAAACGAGGAGCAGAGGAUUCAGGCGCUGCAGGUGGGGAGCGAGGCAACAAGGAACAAGGGGAAGCAGCUCACCACGCUUAUGGCCCCCGUUCCCCCCCUUCCCCCCGCCUUCCAGUUCGCAGUGGCGUUCAAGAAACGAGGAGUAGAGGAUUCAGGCGCUGCAGCCAAAGAAAUGGCCAAGAAGGAAAAGGAGAAGGCAGAGAGGCAGAGAGAAGGAAAAGAGGGAGAGGAGGAGGAGAGGGGGGAAGGGGAGGAGGAUGUGGAGUUGAGUCGUGAUGUUGUGAUUAGAACUGUGGCUGAUGCUGUGAAGGAAGCUUCUGUGAAGCGAGGUGCUGCGGCUAACUUGACUAACCCAGAGUUUGCAGUUGUGGUUGAGAUUGUUCCGCUCGCACGGGGUCCUUCUUUCUGUGCAGUCUCCAUUCUUCCGCGCUCGAUGCUCGAUACAAAGCCGCGAUUAGCGGUGAAGACUGUCGCGGCGGCUAGCACGACAGGUGGAGCCGAGACUGCCAGGGUCGAAACGCCCUCCCACCGCGCGGCUCGCGCAGCCGCCUGGGCGGCAAGGGAUCGCAGCAGAGCGCGGCCACGUCAGCAGGGGGAAAGGCGGGUUUCUGCCGAGCGGGGGGACUGGGGGCGGGGAAAUGGCGCGCAGCGCCGAGAGCAGAUCGGCGGAAGCUCCGCGGAGCUUCCCCGGGGGCUUUCCGCGGGCCACUCCGCUUCCGCUGCUUCCUCCAAAGGCGCAAAUGGCGCAGGUGGCGCAGUUUCUCGGAGUUCCGCCGCAUUAGACGCGCAAGAUAAGGCUCGGGUCGAAGCUGAGGUUCGGCAGAUUGUUCACCAUGCCGAGGCGAAGGCUCGGCAGCAGCAGCAACAGCAGCAGCAAUUGUUGCCACGUCAGCAACUCCAGCUGGGGCCGCGGGGUGGGAUUGGGCGGAGCGAACGGCGCGACGCCACGUGGAUCUUCCCAGGCCACGGCACCGCGCCUCGGGCCAUUUCCCGCCAAAACGCCGCCGCGCUUUCCCGCGGAUUGCGCAACGGACUGCAAGAGCGCUUCCGCCAGCUUUCCCCCUUCCCCCUCGUUACCCGCUUCCGCGACCCGUUCGAAGCGCUAAAGCGCAGCGUUCUCGAGGCGCCGCUAGAGGCGCAAAAGGCGGUGCGAGCCGCCGUAAAACGCGGGGAGGAGAGGGUAAACUCGGCGCGCUUAGGCGCAGUGAUGGUGGUGCUCGGGCUAUGGGAAGUGGCUCGGAACAAACUGGCGCAGGCUCGGCAGCGGCACCAGGUUCGGAGCCAGGUUCGGGUGUGGGGGCAGAGGCUCGGCAGGGAGGCGCCAGUUGCGGCGAAAUGGGCGAUGACGAGCGGAUGGGGGGAGGCGGGGGACGCGCGAGGGGGCGGAGAGGGGGGAGCGGGGGAAGGGAUGGGGGAACGAGUUUGGGGAGGAAGGGGGGCAAUUGGAGGGGAGGGUGGGGGAGGCGAUUCUUUCUGGGGAGGUAACGGGGAGGCGUUGGGUAGACCUGCCCCUGAUAUACCUCCCCUUGGAGCGUCUGGCAUGGACAUUGUCAGCUCUCUGCUCUCAGGUGGAUCUUCAGGUGGGUUUUCAGGUCAGCUCUCUAAAUUGCAAGUGAAUAUGAGUGUGGAUUUCCAUAUCGCUUUUUACCACUCGUCCAUUCCCCUCUAUCUCCCUUUCUCCCCUCCUUCCCUCUUUUCCCAUCUCCCUCUGAGCUUUGUCGUUUUCCUGCUCCUUUCGCUUCCUGUCCUUCAGCUCGACUCAUGUGGCGAUCUGAGGAUCAAGGUGGCCGCUACAGGACAAGACCUGCUAUCCGGGCGCCUGGGCGGCGUGUCGGUGUCGGCCCGGGCGGCGGAGUACAAGGGUUUGUCCGUUUCUGACGUGGAUAUGGCUGCUUCUUCUGUCCGCUUUGGCAAGAACUGGGGACUCACACCCAGUUUCACCGACUCGCACUUUCCGGUGCGCGCCUUUCUCUCCAUGAGCCCUGACGACUUCAACAGGAGCCUGAGGAGCCCUCUCCUCUUCCCUCUUCUCCGCUCUGUCUUCUCAUUGGACGACCGCCAGCCAAUCCCAGCCCUCCACGUGUCACUUGCUCGCCUCAGUUCCCCCCACUCCUCCCCCCACCACCACUCCCCCUACUACUCCCCCCAAUUCUCCUCCCCCCGCCUAUCCGUCCGCUAUUCCUCCCCUUUCACCUCCUCCCCCACUUCCUCCUCCCAACCCUCCCUAGACCUCCCUCCCCUCCCCAUUCCCCUCCUGCCGCCCAACCCACUGUCACUGUUGAGAUUCUCUGCCGCCCAGAUCAGAUUCCCUCAGCCUGUGCUGGAUACUGUCGGGCGGCUGCAGCUCCUGAAGCCGCCCUUUCUGUUCCCUUCCCACUCCUCCUCUCAAACCGCGGAUACCACACCACCCUCUACCCUUCCCUCACCCUCGCGUCCUCACUCACCCUCCCUCUCCUCCUCUCCCUCCUCCUCCCCUCCUCCCUCUCCCCGCUCCUCUCGCCUCUCGACCUCUCUCGCCCGCCGUCUCCGUCCCCUCCGCAUCCCCCACCCCAACAACCCAGCUGCAAACCCCCUCACCGCUCACAACCACACCCUGUAA
This is a messenger RNA of Closterium sp. Naga37s-1, 3947 nucleotides long. NCBI's taxonomy places the organism in Eukaryota, Viridiplantae, Streptophyta, Zygnematophyceae, Desmidiales, Closteriaceae. The record is from the annotation of a GenBank genome assembly.